Messenger RNA from Mesocricetus auratus (golden hamster), 2684 nucleotides. Its product is annotated as S-adenosyl-L-methionine-dependent tRNA 4-demethylwyosine synthase TYW1. The transcript has 16 exons. Gene Ontology annotation, biological process: wybutosine biosynthetic process. Gene Ontology annotation, molecular function: FMN binding; 4 iron, 4 sulfur cluster binding; catalytic activity. NCBI's taxonomy places the organism in Eukaryota, Metazoa, Chordata, Mammalia, Rodentia, Cricetidae. Bases 171 to 2345 code for a protein of 724 amino acids. The record is from RefSeq and is a predicted model, not a curated record.
UUGAGCUUCCGCCCGCUCCGCCGUCUCCUGGGCGCUCUGUGCUCUGUGGCCAAUGCGAUCGGGCCUGCGGACGGCAUGGCUGCCUUAGUUCUGUGAACCCGGUCUUUCUGCUCGCCGGCCCGCGCUUUCUGCGUUUGCUGGCGGCCUGUGGGGCUUGGGCUCCGCGGAGGAUGGGUCCUCCUCUGGAUGUGUGGGACUUUUCUUCACCUUUGCUGUUGCUAUGGAUGAAUAGGUUCUACAUCUAUCUGGGCUGUGCUCUGGGAAUCACCCUUUGGAUCUGUGUCCAGGUUGUCAUUAAGAAGCAGGUCAUUCGCUCUCAGGAAAAAAGUGUCCCAGGGGCUCCCGACAGCUCUCUUCCCCUUCAGAAGAAGCAGACACACGUGUCUGGAGUGAAGAUUUUCUAUGGAUCGCAGACCGGCACCGCCAAGGGAUUUGCAGUGACUCUUGCCAAAGCAGUCACCUCUCUGGACCUGCCUGUGGCCAUUAUAAAUUUGAAGGAAUAUGACCCAGACGACAACCUGAUAGGAGAGAUCACUAGUAAAAAUGUCUGUGCCUUCCUGGUUGCUACAUAUACAGACGGCCGCCCUACUGAGAGUGCAGAGUGGUUCUGCAAGUGGUUAGAGGAAGCAGCUAAUGAUUUCCGUUUUGGCAAGACUUACCUGAAGGGUCUGAGAUAUGCAGUGUUUGGCUUGGGAGACUCUGCCUACCAGAGCCACUUCAACAAGGUCAGCACGAAUGUUGACAAAUGGCUUUGGAUGCUCGGCGCCCAGCGAGUGCUCACCCGAGGGGAGGGAGAUCGCAAUGCAGUUCAGAGCAAACAUGGCAGCAUCGAGGCUGACUUCACAGCCUGGAAGACCAAGUUCAUCUCUCGGCUGCAGGCCCUGCAGAGUGGGGAGAAAAAGGCCUGCAGCGGGGACUGCAAGAAAGGGAAGUGCGAGACCACCCAGCCUGGCGCAGGAGAGGUGCGCCCUCACCUGCAAGGAGGAUUGCGUCCCGGGGGUGCCGAGGAGGAAGAGCCCUGUGAGAGCAGCAGUGAGGAGGAGUCGGGGGCCCAGGGUUAUCAGAGCCUGAAUUCCCUGGUUGAUGUCGAGGACCUGGGCAACAUCAUGAACCCCAUGCAGAAGGAAAAGAGAGAAAGGGCUCAACAGGAGGAGAAAGCUGGUGUGAAGAGGAACCCAGAGACGAGUGUGGACAGUGAAGGAAGAGCUAUGAUCACGCCUGCUCUCCGAGAGGCCCUAACUAAGCAAGGGUACCAGUUGAUUGGCAGCCACUCUGGUGUGAAGCUUUGCAGAUGGACGAAGUCAAUGCUGCGGGGGAGAGGAGGUUGCUACAAACACACAUUCUACGGCAUCGAUAGCCAUCGCUGCAUGGAAGCCACCCCAAGCUUGGCAUGUGCGAAUAAAUGCGUCUUCUGUUGGCGGCACCACACCAAUCCGGUGGGCACUGAAUGGCGGUGGAAGAUGGACCAGCCAGAACUGAUCUUGAAGGAAGCCAUCGAAAAUCAUCAGAACAUGAUUAAGCAGUUUAAAGGCGUGCCAGGGCUCAAGGCAGAGCGGUUUGAAGAGGGGAUGGAGGUCAAGCACUGUGCAUUGUCACUUGUGGGGGAGCCCAUAAUGUACCCAGAGAUCAACCGACUUUUGAAGCUGCUCCACCAGCAUGGGAUCUCCAGUUUCCUUGUCACCAACGCACAGUUCCCUGAGGAAAUCAGGAACCUCACACCAGUUACUCAGCUGUAUGUGAGUGUGGAUGCUAGCACCAAAGACAGUCUGAAGAAGAUUGACCGCCCGCUCUUCAAAGAUUUCUGGCAGCGCUUCCUAGAUAGUUUGAAAGCCUUAGCUGCAAAGCAACAGCGAACAGUCUACAGACUGACACUUGUGAAGUGUUGGAACGUGGAAGAACUCCAGGCCUAUGCUGAGCUGGUGUCCUUGGGGAACCCCGACUUCAUCGAGGUCAAGGGUGUGACCUACUGUGGCGAGAGUGCAGCCAGCAACCUCACCAUGGCCAAUGUGCCUUGGCACGAGGAAGUGGUCCGGUUUGUCCAGGAGCUAGUGGACCUGCUUCCCGACUAUGAAAUUGCGUGUGAACACGAGCACUCCAACUGUCUCCUGAUCGGACACAAAAAGUUUAAAAUCAGUGGAGAGUGGUGGACGUGGAUCGAUUACAGCCGCUUCCAGGAGCUCGUCCUGCAGUACGAAGAGAGUGGAGGCUCAAAGACGUUCAGUGCGAGCGAUUACAUGGCCAGAACCCCACAGUGGGCACUGUUCGGUGCCAGGGAGAGAGGCUUUGAUCCCAAGGACACGAGAUACCAGAGGAAGAACAAAGCGAAGGACGUUUCUGGAUGCUGAGCUUAUCUGAGUUAAGGAUCACCAAAGACGAGAGCCGCCUGGCCCCGGAAGGGUCUCAGUCCCCAUCACUGUCCCACGGGCAAAGCUUCAUAGCUGUAUUUCACAGAGUGACACCACCAGGCAGCUGGCCUACAGACACAGCACCACCCGUCGGGGUCGGGGACUCAGCUCAGUGCUUCCAACCAGAGCUCAGGCUCUUUUCUGAGUUGAUUUCUGAGGCAGCGGAGUUAACAGUCACCUUUGGAUUUUUCAUAGUUUUGAGUUUUAUUUUAGUAAUUUUCCUAAGUGCUAUCCCUGGGUGUUACACAGGGAAUAAAUAUUUUUGCCUUUUUCUUCUGA